Messenger RNA from Syngnathus typhle (broad-nosed pipefish), 3153 nucleotides. It is a transcript of the gene tex10, whose product is annotated as testis expressed 10. NCBI's taxonomy places the organism in Eukaryota, Metazoa, Chordata, Actinopteri, Syngnathiformes, Syngnathidae. The transcript has 16 exons. The record is from RefSeq and is a predicted model, not a curated record. Gene Ontology annotation, cellular component: nucleus; MLL1 complex. Bases 173 to 3004 code for a protein of 943 amino acids.
GGUGACAUUUAAAACAAGCGUACAUUUUGCUCUCUGAAAGACCGGAACGUGAUAGAAGCCAAAAAUAUUAUUAACUUGCACAUACAUCGUUGCCUUUUCCUCAUCUUCCGAUAUCGAUGAGCUUGUAUUCCAGUGAAAAUUGUAGCAGGCACCGGGAGGACCCUUAGCGGAGAUGGCUAAAAUAAAAUCCAAGAUGAAGAAGCGACAAGAUGACUUUCACAAAGUGAAAUUAAAAGUGGGAAAGAAAAAGCCGAGAGCGGACAAUGCCACCAACACAAACUUUCGCACAAAGGGAAUAUAUCUGCCUGAACAGCUGAAGACAGACACAAGUGGUCCUACCACAAACAGGCAGCUCGGCAUCAAUGACCUGUUGUCUCAGCUCCACCAUUACAAUGCCAACGUGAAACACAGUGCCUUGCUAGGCUUGAGGGAGCUUCUGUCAACGAAUCCUUCUCUGUUAGAGCAGCAUAUGUCACGUUUGCUAUCUGAGGUGGCUGCUGUGUUCACAGACAAAGAUGCCAAUGUUCGAAUGGCAGCCACACGUGUGCUCAGGUAUAUUGCCCAAUCUGUACCGGCGGAACGAGUGGCUCCGUUUUUCCCCCUCCUCAGUGCCCACCUGUGUUGCGCCAUGACUCACAUUGAGUUGAGCAUCCAAGAAGACGCUAUGAAGGUCCUGGAUGUGCUGUUGGAGCACUACCCGGCCCUGCUCGCCGAACGGCCCGCGGUGCUCAUCACCAACUUCUUGGAGUUGAUAUCUCACAGACAGAGUCAUGGAGGAGCUAAAAAGGAAAAGGAGGCCAAGGGAUGCACUUGGGCGCUUUCCGUCAACCCCAACAGGACCGUUACCAGCCAGCAGUGGCGUCUCUCUGUGCUUCUCAGACUCGGGCGCUUCCUUCAAGCAGUAGUUGAGGAAAGACCAGUGGAGGAAGGUGACAUGUCGGCUCCAUCUGAGGGAGCGUUUAGUUCUUGCAGCGGGAGCAGGAUCACGCCCCUGAACGUCACCUGGGAAGAGCUCAUCAACAGCAAAAUCGGUGUCAAGGUGUACGAACACUCUGGGAGCCAACCGAGUCCGCACUCCACAUUUAAACUCGGACCAGAUUCAGCUCAUCCAGGCGAAGCACGUGAAGGUUUGGACUCGGUGGAGGCCGUGCAGAUCUUUGCAGCGACCCUGGUGCCCCUUUUGCUGGAAGUGUGGGUGGAAGCCAACACCGGGGAUUCUCCCACGAAUCACUCAGACAGCAGUCACCUGUUGAGCCCGGACGCCAUGUCCACAAUGUUCCAGGUCUUGUUUAUUCUUCAACUGCUUCGAAAACUGGCGCCACGGCAAGAGCAUCAAGAUACGCUGGAUUCAUGGUUCCGCAAAGAAUACUUAGGAGAAUUUAAGCAGCACUUUAUGAAGAACUUUCCAUACGGGCUUCAUGACGCACCCAAACAAAGAAAGAAAGUUAAUAAUAAGAGGGUGAAGCAGACUCCAUCGACCCCCGACGUGAGCGUGGAUCCUCUGGCGCUUAACAUCACACUUUGCCAGGUGAUGGUGUCACUGAGUCAAAGGCAAGAAGUCGGCCGAGAGGCCGACGGAGACUGGCUGACCCCCUUGAGGACUUUUGUGCGAGACACGCUCGGCGGCGAAGUGAAGCUAAGCUAUCGGCAACUGCACAUGCUGCUCGGGACUGUCUGGAAGAUGGUGCUCACCCAAAAAAGCAAAACAGUGACAGAAGACCUGUUGGCCGCAGUGUACUCGUACUACCAGCAGAGGUACCUGACCCUACAGACCAGAUCUCUUCUGCUGUCUUUCUACAGCAAGAUCUACCUGCAGGAACAGGAACAGUCGCAUUUAACAAGGAGUAAAGUGCUGAGUCGGUGGCUGGCGUACCUUCCUGUGCAGUUGUCCCAGCUGGGCUACCGUAACCCCGCUCUGUCGGCGUUGCUCAUCCAGUCCAUCCAGGCUGCUGCUUCCCGAGGCAACAAAGACCUGCUCAGCAGUCUACAGACGCAGGCCUGCAAGCUUUACGAUCCGCAGGAAGGUGCUGUGGUUCUUCUACCGUCAGAGUGCCAGCAACAAAUGGUGCAGCUGCUCUACUUCCUUCCCAACAUGUCCCGAGCUCUCCUGGCCAAUCUAAGCUUCUGCUGUAGCACCGGACGAAUCUCCGCUAGCCUCGCCGCUUCUCUCAUUCGGAUCAUCCACAUGAGGUCAUCUCUGAGUGGAUGGUCAGUCGGGAACCAGGAUGCCGCCGUACAGGACGUGGACUACAUCAGCUUCCUGUUCUCCACCCUGACCGGCUUCUCAUGCGAGCAGCUCGCCUCCCUGCAGGAGGCCGGCGACACCAGAGCACCGCCCCUGUCGCCUCUGUCGCCCCUAAAGCUUCACCGCACCCCGCUGGACCACUUCACACACCACUGGGAUGUCGCGGAGGAAGUGUGCCAACGUCUGGAAACUCUAGGUUCAAACGCUCAGUGCUUUGAGAUCUUACAAAAUGGAAUCUUUGAAUACAUGACCAAGCUGAGAGUCGUGCCUGACAGCAUGGCGGCAGGCCUUCUCCAAGCAGUUUCCAGGCUAAUGGACCUGUCCCUCCUCCCCAUUGAACCCGUGCUACGCUUGUUGUCCCGCUGCUGCCUCAGCCUCCUGACCCUGCUCGUCACUCAGCCGCAGCAGGAGGCGGAACGCGACCAGCAUAAAAGGGAGGCCAUUUGGGGCGUGUGCGCGGCGUCGCUGAGCACCGUGCCCCGCUUGCUGAGGAUGGUUUUGCAGCUGCGCGUGGCCGAUCUGAGCCAGGAGGAGUUGCCCCAGCUGGGACAGAUUUUGUCCAUGCUGAUGCAGCACACUCCGCUGCAAAACCAGCUCAUGGCCAAUACCAGUCUGCUGCAAGAGAUCAUCCAACAACUCACUAGGUACUCCCGCGGGGCCACAAGGGAACAGUGGCUGAGCGACCUGCUCUACUGUUACAGCGUCACCGUGGCCCACGGCUCGUCUGCUCAACGUGGAAACCUUCGAAACGUCUACUGAUGGACUUCUCAGCAACCCCCCCCCCCUUUUUUUUUUUGAAGAGAUUCGCCAUGCUUUGACCUGCAGCCGGGCUCGGCGGAAAUACUGUUUGUUGCAAACUGUGACGUGUUCUUUUUAAAGUAAAUAAAUAAAACAUUUACAUGCAUUUA